AUGUGCACAGCAAAGUGUUCAAAGUGCAUUGGGAUCACCCUGUUCCCACUGGCUACAUGUGCUAUAGUCUCCAAUCUUCUCCUGUACUUCCCCAACGGACAAGUUCUGCAGCUGAGUGAGAUAACUGACCUGGUCUGGUUUUUCCAUGGCAUUUUGGGAGCUGGGAUACUGGUUAUGUUACCAGCAUUUAUGAUGCUGGGAGCAGGCGGAGCAGGAUGUUGCGCUAACAGAUGCGGGAUGCUGCUGUCCGUGAUUCUGGCUGUGCUGGGAUUUGCAGGAGGAGUGUACUGUGUGGUCAUCUCCUCACUGGGGCUGAUUGGUGGACCUCUGUGCAACACAGGUGAUGGAGAGUACAUUUACCCUUUCAGGAAUGACACACUGGAAGACAAUUAUUUGUUCAAUCAGACAACAUGGAGCACUUGCAAAGAGCCUGCAAACAUCAUCCUUUGGAAUAUUGUCCUUUUCUCUAUUCUCCUGGCAAUCGGUGUGAUUGAAGUUGUCCUUUGUUUUAUUCAAGUCAUCAAUGGACUUAUUGGCUUCAUAUGCGGCACAUGCAUGAGAAAACGAAAGGUUGGUAUGCAGCAAAAGGUAUCAGGGUGCUUACAUUCUUACCACUUUUUCAGACUGUUUGAGAGUGGUAAAUGGUCGAGCAGAUCUACACAACCCCUGAACGAACUCAUCUGGGGAGCUGAGGCAGCACAUGCAUUUGCGCACAGCCCUCUCUCCAUGCCAUGGUGGUCAGGGACAAUUCAGUCCUCAGAUGUUUUAGAAGAGCAGUGUGCUAUGCUGGACUGA
Molecule: messenger RNA, 795 nt
Organism: Rhea pennata
Lineage: Eukaryota; Metazoa; Chordata; Aves; Rheiformes; Rheidae
Product: transmembrane 4 L6 family member 1-like
Exons: 4
Coding region: 1-795 (264 amino acids)
Cellular component (GO): membrane
Source: RefSeq, a predicted model, not a curated record